Chionomys nivalis (European snow vole) is the source of this 186-nucleotide messenger RNA. RefSeq names its product defensin beta 1 (gene Defb1). The transcript has 2 exons. Gene Ontology annotation, molecular function: CCR6 chemokine receptor binding. NCBI's taxonomy places the organism in Eukaryota, Metazoa, Chordata, Mammalia, Rodentia, Cricetidae. Gene Ontology annotation, biological process: defense response to Gram-negative bacterium; innate immune response in mucosa; defense response to Gram-positive bacterium. The record is from RefSeq and is a predicted model, not a curated record. Gene Ontology annotation, cellular component: extracellular region. The annotation marks the transcript as partial.
GUCAUGAUAUUUUAUCACAGCAACAGAAAAGAAAUUAGUGCCGGUAGUCUCACAAGUCUCGGACGCAGAACAGAUCAAUACCGAUGCCUCCAACAUGGAGGAUUCUGUCUCCGCUCCAGCUGCCCUUCUAAUACCAGGCUACAGGGAACCUGUAAGCCAGAUAAGCCCAACUGUUGUAGGAGUUGA